Messenger RNA from Coffea arabica (coffee), 3207 nucleotides. NCBI's taxonomy places the organism in Eukaryota, Viridiplantae, Streptophyta, Magnoliopsida, Gentianales, Rubiaceae. The record is from RefSeq and is a predicted model, not a curated record.
AACAUUUCCACUUGUCAUCCGUUUUCUUUCUGUUCUUCACUUCUUGUCUUUGUUUUCACAUUUGGUGAGAUUAUUUGUGGUAUAAACAUCACGAUAUUAUCAUUUUCCAUUUCUUCUGCCCAUCUGCCUCUGAUUAGUUUGUUCUUUCUUAUGCCAUCAAAUAUCAUCUUGAAGAAGAUUAACAAUUAGGAAAGGGGCUGGAAAGUUUGUUGUUCAGGUUGAACCCAGAUCAACUCUUUCAAACAUCUUUCAUCACUCCAUAAACCACUGACAAUUAGUUUCUCAAUUUUCACCAAACCUCCUGAAAUUUCUGACUCACAAAAAAAAAAUUCCCGAAACUUGAGUGCGAGAAGUAAUGGCAGAGAAUUCUGUAGCUUUUCUGCUUAAAGAACUGUCAACCUUCCUCCUUCAGCAGAAUACUAAUCUGGGUAGUGGACUUGAAAAAGACGUGCAGUUCAUCAAAGAUGAGCUGGGAAGCAUGAGGGCUUUCCUCAGAGAUGCUGAGGCUAAAGAAGAUGAUGUCUAUGAGCUUCAAGAAUGGCUUAGGCAAGUGCGAGAGGUUGCUUCUGAUACAGAAGAUGUUCUUGAUGAAUUUGAAAUGAAGUUUGGUUGUCAUCAUGCUGAUGGGCUACUCGGGCGCAUUAAAAAGAUAUUUUGCUCAGUCAAGAAUGUAAGAGUCCGCUAUGAGAUUUCUUCUAGGCUAAAGAAUAUCAGGUCUCGAGUAGAAGAUAUAUCUGCAAGGCAUCAGAGAUACCAGUCCACGUAUAGUACUUUCAGAAGGGGAUCCAGCUCUUCCGAUGCUACGGAAGAUGGAACGAGUUAUGUGAGGGGGAACGCACUUUUAGUUGAAGAAGCCAAGCUCGUUGGAAUCAAUGAGCCCAAAAGGGAACUCAUUUCACGAGUCCUUGCUGAUGAUUCCCACCUGAAGGUAAUUUCAGUGGUUGGUAUGGGGGGACUAGGUAAAACCACCUUGGUAAAAAGAGUCUAUGAAGAUCCUACUGUGAAGAGAAAGUUCCACUGCCAUGCUUGGUUAACUAUCUCUCAAACAUUUCACAUGAAGGUCAUCCUCAAGGACUUGAUUCAGCAGUUGCACAAUGAAAUCCGUGAACCAGUCCCUCAACAAGUGGAGUGGAUGGAGGGCAAUCAAUUGAGGGCAUUUGUCAAGGAUUUUCUGCAAGAGAGAAGCUACAGUAGUCGCAUAAUGCUGACAACAAGAAUUGCUGACAUAGCCAUCGGCUCAUGCAUAGAAUCCCGUGAUUACAUACACGAGAUGAAGCCUUUGCCUGUUGAAGAGUCCUGGAAUCUUUUCUGCAUUAAAACAUUUGGGGAUAAUUGCUGUCCUCAAAAUCUCGAGGAUGUUUCACGACGCAUUCUUAGUAAAUGCAAGGGCUUGCCACUAGCGAUUGUAGCAAUUGGUGGUCUUUUGGCUUUGAAGAACAAGAGCAAACUGGAUGAGUGGGAGAUGACUCAUCGGAGCCUUGGUGGAGAGCUAGAAGGAAUCGGCAAAUUGGAAAAGGUAAAAAAUAUACUACUUCUCAGCUACAAUGAUUUGCCUUUCUUCCUUAAAAGUUGUUUGCUGUAUAUAAGCAUUUACCCUGAAGACCAGAAAAUGGAUCCGGAGUUAUUAAUUCCCAGAUGGAUCGCAGAAGGAUUCAUACAUGAAAAGAAAGGAAUGACAACUACUGAAGUAGCCCUGGGGUAUCUGAAUGAACUUGUUAACAGAAGCUUAAUCCAAGUGGCAGAGUUCUACCGUGAUGGAGGUAUUAGAUAUUGCCGUGUCCAUGACAUUCUGCGCGAAAUCAUUCUGACAAAAUCAAGAGAAGAAAACUUUGUGAAUGUAGCUUCCUCAUGCUCAAGAGAUUGUGCAAGAUUGCCAGAUAAACCCAGACGCUUAGCAAUUCAUGGAUACAAUGAGAACCACCAAGAAUGCAAACACUUUCGGCAUCUUCGGUCUUUGGUGAUCUUUGGAUACACAGAUCCCCUGUUCAACUCCUCAUUGUCUAAGAUCUUAAGUGGUGGUCCAAAGAUGCUGAAGGUUCUGCAUUUAGAAGGAGCAAAAUUGACGAACAUCCCAAAGGAAGUUUUCCAACUAUUUCGUCUCAAAUUUCUAAAUCUAAGGGACACAGGAGUUCAAAUCAUUCCACCAUGCAUUGGUAAGCUUCAUAGCCUGGAAUACUUGAAUUUGAUUGGCACCAAAGUGAGGGAGCUGCCCGUUGGCAUUCUACAGCUCAGAAAACUUCGCAUUCUUUUAGUAUAUCACAUAGGCAAAGAUUUUGCUUUAUGCGGCGUUAAACCUCCUUCCCAAAUUGGAAAUUUACUCUUCUUGGAGAUUUUACAUUCAAUAGAUGCAGACCAUGACAAAACACUAGUAAUGGAAAUAGGAAAGCUCACUCAAUUAAGGAAGUUAGGCAUUUCGAAGCUGAGAAAAAUUGAUGGGGCGAUACUUUGUUCCUCUCUGGGGAAGCUGACUAAUCUCAGACAAUUGUGCGUUAAUUCAAUUAAAGAAGAUGAUACUCUUGAUUUGCUGCAUCCCAUCUCUCCAACCCCUCGAGCUCUUCAAGUGUUGGAACUGGGCGGCCGGUUAGAGAUGAUUCCACCGUGGGUGGCUUCUCUUCAAAACCUGACCACAAUUCAACUGUUUGGCAGCAGGUUGAGGCAUGAUCUUCUAGAGUCUCUUCAGAGUUUGCCAAAUCUGGUAGAUGUGUCACUCAAUAACGCAUAUGAAGGAGAGGAACUCUAUUUCAUGGCUGGAGGAUUUCAGAAACUCAAGAGAUUAGAGCUCACAAGAUUGCAGAAACUGAAGUGCGUGAGAGUGGGCGAUCGCGCAAUGCCUUGCCUCCAUAAACUAGUCAUGGCAGAGUGUAAAUUAGUGGAAAAACUACCAUGGGGAAUCCAAAACUUAAACGAGCUCAAAUCUCUUGGGCUUGCUGAUAUGAGCAAUGAGUUGAUAGUGAAGCUGCAGGAUAAAGGAAGUGAAGAAUAUCAAAAAAUUGCUCUCGUCUCCGAAGUUGUUAUUGCAAACUGGAAAGAUGGCAAAUUAUGGAAGCGUUUCCUAUAAAAAGAGGAAGAGAUCACUUUGUGGAAAGUUUCUUGUUGACUUAAGAUUGCUUUAAAGCCUGCAAUCAUACAAGUUUCUCUGACUCAAUGUUUUUUUUUUUUUAAUGCAUACAUCUUUGUUUGUAACUGAAUGUAAAGACCUUGCAUAUU